AUACUAAUCUCAGCAUCAGCAGGACCACAAAAUAACCUAGAGAUUACACGCAUUGCCCUAUUUAUUAAUGAAGCUGCUUCUACCAUCAUUUCAUGUUCUUGUGCUUUUUCACUUCGAGAACUCUCGACAUUCCUUUCAGAACUCAAGCAGAGAAAAAAGAGAAAUUGUACUGUGAUCGAUGGAUCAAGAAUUCAAACAAGAAAUAUUGGAAUCUGGUUUGGUUGCUUGUAACAGUGCAAAUGGAGAGCUAGACGACGAUGGCAAACCCAGAAGAACUGGAAGCAUGUGGACCGCAAGUGCACAUAUAAUAACAGCAAUAAUAGGGUCUGGAGUGCUCUCACUUGCUUGGGGUAUGGCACAGCUUGGAUGGAUAGUUGGCGUAGGAGCCCUCUUGUCAUUCUCAUGCAUUACGUACUAUACAUCUGGUCUCCUGGCUGAUUGUUACAGAUACCCAAAUCCUGUAACUGGGAAGAGAAAUUACACCUACAGGGAAACUGUUCAUUCCUAUUUAGGUGAAAAAAUGCGCAAGGCUUGUGGGUUUGUUCAAUUCAUAUUCCUUAGUGGGUCGGCAGUUGGCUACAUAAUUACAGCAUCUAUAAGCAUGAUGGCCAUAAGAGAAUCGAAUUGUUACCACAAGGAAGGGCAUGGAGCAUCUUGCAAGUUUUCCAGCAACUGGUACAUACUUGGGUUGGGGAUUACUGAAAUAUUCGUGUCUCAAAUCCCAAAUUUCCACAAGCUCUCAUGGCUCUCUAUUAUAGCUGCUACCAUGUCUUUUGCUUAUGCAUCAAUUGGGCUUGGACUCGCAUUCGCCCAGGUCAUUUCAGGGGAAGGAGGAAGAACAACUUUGACUGGAGUAGAAGUUGGGAUGGAUCUAACAACGGAAGAUAAAAUUUGGAGGAUGUUUAGAGCUGUUGGUGAUAUGGCAUUUGCCUGUGCAUAUUCUCCAAUUUUAAUUGAAAUCCAAGACACUCUGAGGUCGUCACCACCAGAAAACAAAGUGAUGAAGAAAGCUAAUGCGAUAGCUGUGUUAACAUCAACAACAUUCUACAUGAUGUGCGGUUGCUUAGGCUACGCUGCAUUUGGGAACAAUGCACCAGGCAACAUGCUAACUGGCUUUGGAUUUUACGAGCCCUUCUGGUUGAUUGACCUGGCCAAUCUCUGCAUUGUGGUGCACCUAUUGGGAGCGUAUCAGGUUCUGUCGCAGCCGGUGUUCAAUACAGUAGAAUCAUGGGCUAGCAACAGGUGGCCCAAGUCUAAAUUUGUGUCCAGCGAAUACCCACUAAACAUUGGCAAGAAAAAGUUGAAUUUCAGCGCCAACUUGUUAAGGCUGACUUGGAGAACAAUGUUUGUGGUGGUGACAGCUCUGCUUGCCAUGGCGCUUCCUUUCUUCAAUGACAUACUUGCACUCCUUGGAGCUCUUGCCUAUUGGCCCAUGACAGUCUACUUCCCUGUGGAGAUGUACAUUGCUCAAAACAAGAUUAAACGGCGCAGCUUAAGGUGGUUAGGGCUGGAGCUUUUGAACUUGGCUUGCUUCCUUAUUACUAUGGUUGUGGCAUGUAGUGCUAUUCAAGGCUUCAAUCAGGGCCUCCAAACUUACAAGCCCUUCAAGUUUUAAAAAUAAUCCACAACCCAUCAGUUUCUAUGCUUGUGACUAGUUUCAUUUAACAAACUUGUAAUACUUCUUGUAGCAUUUUAAUUGGUCAAGGCUUUCUCUAGUAAUUUCAAUUUUAAAAUAGAAAAAAUUAAUUAAAUUAUUUUUAAUUUACUAAAUUAUUAAAAUUAAAUGUGUAUUUAUUCAAGAAAAAAUUAUAAAAAAGUAUUUUAUGAUUUUACUUAUUUUUACUUCA
Hevea brasiliensis (rubber tree) is the source of this 1847-nucleotide messenger RNA. Its product is annotated as amino acid permease 8-like. The coding region runs from base 179 to 1615 and encodes 478 amino acids. The transcript has 7 exons. Gene Ontology annotation, cellular component: plasma membrane. The record is from RefSeq and is a predicted model, not a curated record. NCBI's taxonomy places the organism in Eukaryota, Viridiplantae, Streptophyta, Magnoliopsida, Malpighiales, Euphorbiaceae.